Molecule: messenger RNA, 3952 nt
Organism: Ostrea edulis (European flat oyster)
Lineage: Eukaryota; Metazoa; Mollusca; Bivalvia; Ostreida; Ostreidae
Product: centrosomal protein of 72 kDa-like
Exons: 15
Coding region: 47-1978 (643 amino acids)
Molecular function (GO): protein binding
Source: RefSeq, a predicted model, not a curated record
UCCCGUACUCGGAUCUGACAUCUGUUAUCUGCAAUGUUUUGAAAAGAUGGCGCUUACUCUGUCAGAAGAAGUUAUUCGAAACCGGGUGAAUCUCCAGCACGACAAUUUAGAGGAUGUUAAAGCAUUAUCACUACCAGGUACUUACCAUGAAAAAGUUGUGUGUCUUGGGAAUUCUCUUCGGAAGUUUUCCAGAUUGAAAACGCUAGAUCUCUCAAGGAACUCCAUAGCUAGCCUUCAGGGUUUGGAACAUUUAAAGCUGCUUGAGAAGUUAAAUCUAUAUUACAACAAUAUAGAGACAAUGGAAGAGCUAAAGCGACUCAGAUUUAAUGCAAACUUGAAGGAUUUGGAUCUUCGUCUGAACCCAAUCACCCGGACUGAACCAGAUUACCGGCUGUACAUGAUCCACAUGCUACCAAACUUACAGAAACUGGAUGACAGAGGUGUUAGAGACAGAGAGAGACAAGCGGCAUUGGUCCACUUCAGCUCCAGCCAGGCCACAGAGAUGACACAUCACCCCCGCCAAGAAGAGCCGGUACAGAGAGCACCAAACCCACGGGCGGAGAUGAUCCGGGGUGUGGGGAAGGGAACCAGUGCUCUAGAUGAUGAUGAUGUUGCUGUCCUUGACCUAAUAGCAAGGUCAGGUGGUGACCUCAGCCGUCCUCGUCCAAUUACUGGGUCAUCUGCCCGAGAAGAUCAAGUACAGGAAUACUCACUCGACGUAUUAAAGAGCAUGGAUACAGAACAAACAGACAGCCCAAGGGAGCAGAGAUCCAACACUCCACCAGUGGAAAUGGACGAAAGAUUAAAGAGUUACGCAGAAAAAUAUCCCAACAUUCCUGUGGUGAAUGUCACUUCAUUUGAUGAUCCACAGUCACGACUUGAUGCCAAUCUACAGUAUGAAGAUGAAGCAGAUGCUUACCAUAAGUUUAAAAGCCAUGGCUACUUUACUCCUCACCCAACCACAGAGGUGGAUUACAACAGGAAUGAAAGGGAGAUAACCCAGGACCGUCCUCGAGUUCCCACGCAGAGGAGGAGGUCAUUUGGAGAAGAUGAGGACAUGCAUCAGCGAUCAAACAGCGCUCCAUCCAGAAAAGUGGAGGAGGACUUUGGAAUUCACCGAGUGAAUGGAACUGACCAACCAAACUCUCCAGACGAGUCCAAAAUCACGAGUGGAAGCUCGAGGGCAAUGGCUCCAGAGACACCGGAAAAUCGAGCUUUUCUUUUUAAAGUUCUUGAUUUAGUUGAUCGUUAUUGGAAUGGAUCCAAAUCACUACACAAGCACGCCAAGUUCAAAGCUCUGGCCUAUGGUGUGAUCGAAAACUUCAUGAAAUCAGACAACGAAGUAGAAGAAAGACGUCAACUCCAGACUCAUCUCAAGACUCUGCAGGACGAAAACUACCGUCUGAGGAAGUAUGAAGAAGCUACCAAAGCAAACUUAACAGAUAGUUCCAUCAACGAGACACAAUUGAAAAACUCCCUCACUAAAGCCUACAGAGAUGUGGAACAAAUGAAAGAGAAACUACAGAAAUACGUGAACGAAAACAGAAAGUUGUCAUUCCAAGUUAAAGAAUUGGAAGAAUCGAAGCAUACAACAAUCUCAAGUCUCAAUCCCGCACAGCUUGAUGAUUUACAAAGACAGAACGAGAUUCUGAAGUCUGAGGUGGAGAUGUUACAGAUCCGGCUGAAGCAGUUUGGACAAGUCCAGGAACUUGCCUCCAUGUUACAACAAAGUCACAAAUCAUUAGUGAAUACAAAUGACCACCUUCUGAAGGACUUGGAGGACACCAAACGCCGUCAUCAGAAUGAAGUUCAGCAGAUGAACUGGAGCUAUGAACAGCUCAAGAAAUCGAUGAACCUCUCACGUGAGAACACCAGCCUAGCUCGGGAGGGAUUUUCUCAUGGUCCGACAAGACAGGACUAUAACAGUGCAGAUAGACUGUCCGGCUCAGCUCUGUUUUACAGGGACUCCGACUCAUAGCAUUAAGUUCAUUACUCUGCUUUUCGUGAGAGUACAAAUUGAAGUAAAACAGAUAUUAUGGUUUUAUGAGCAUUAUCAAAUCAUGAAUCAAAGCCAUUGACUUACCAUUAACAAAUCGUUCUUUAAGUUCCUUAUGAUAAAUAUGACAGAAACUUUCACACCUGUCUUUGCAAAGUCUCUUGUCAUUGUGCGUUUUCUUGAGUAAAUCUAAGCGAAACCUCCAGGUGGCAGUUGUGGUUUCAUUUUGAGUGAGUAAAAUAGUGCUGCAACAUAGAUUUUCUCUCAUUCUUUUCCACUCUAUGUUAAUAAGAUGUUUUAUAUGCACAUGAAUGAGCAAUGAUAUUGGUGGGUUUUUUUGAUUGAUUAGAAAUUAUUUUGCCAAUGGCCAGGUAUUUACAUGUACAAGUAGCAGAAAGGUGGUGUCCAAUGCAUGGAAUGAUAAUUUUUUUUAUCUGCAAAUGUUGAAUAUUAAUAUUUAUUAUAUAGCUAAUAAAUAGUCUAAUAUAAAAUCUGCGUAAAAUCUAGAGAAUGUUAAUGUUCAAUAUCCUGAGAAUUUAUUGAACGCUAACUUUGCAUUGCGUAAAUUGUAUGCGCCCGAAACAUUCCGAGUAUGAGCGUUCAAUAUUGACGUUACCGUAACGACGUAAACAAGCCAAAAUGGCAGACGACGGUCCUCCGAAUCUGACAGAGCCGGUAUUUGAUAUUUACUUAAGCAAAAUGUUUUACUGUACAUAAAUUAUGAUGUCCCCAUUUACAAAAUCAAUUUGCUUCAUUCGUUGAUGACGGGUUAAAUAUUGAACAGUUAAGAAAUGCAUGCUGUUAUUGCACACUGCCAAUAUUGAUGAAUUCUCGUCUAUUUUGGAGUAGUUUGAGUGAAAAGGGAUAUAAUUUAACAACUAAAUACUUUAGCUAUAUAAUAAAAGGGUUAUUGAACUUAUAUAGGUGAAUAUUGGCACUCGUUGGCUGUCAAAAUGCACUCGCAAGCUCGUGCAUUUUGACAGCCAACUCGUGCCAAUAUUCACCAAUAUAAGUUCAAUAACCCUAUAGUACUCCCCAAAUACGUAAAUUAUUUUUCUACACAUCAGUUGACAUGCAAAAAACUUUUAUAUCCAGAUGUAAGUUAAUUGUUUAAAACAAACAAAAUUCAUUUAUAUGCACUAGUUACUUAGUGUUACCAAUUGCAGUUAGAGAGAAAUGAACGUCUUUGUGGAGAAUUGAUUUCAGGGUUAAAGAGAAAUGAAGGUCUUUGUGGGGAAUUGAUUUCAUGGUUAAAGAGGAAUUAACGACUCCGUGGGGAUUUAAUUACAGGGUCAGAGAGAAAUGAAGGUCUUUGUGGGGAAUUGAUUUCGGCAUUUGAGGAAAAUGAAUGCUUUGUGGGGAAUUUAUUUCAGGGUUAGAGGGAAAUGAACAUCUUAGUGGGGCAUUGAUUUCAGGAUUUGAGGGAAGUUUCAGGGGAAGUCUGACUGAGGUUUACCAGCAAGAAACUGGUGUUCCAUUCAGGGGAGUCUGUGGCUCUUUGUCAUAUCAUGUGGUUUCUGAUGGCAUACCAUAGUGUAUUGUAGUUAAGUUAGAUUCAUGCCGGAGUUGGCAUGGAAACAUAACGUCUGUAAUUAACAACAUAAUAAUUAUAGAGUGUUGAAGUCGACCUAUAUAAUCUGUGCAAUGAGUUUGGGUGUAGUUUAUUGCAUUGCGGCAGUAGAAAUCUCGGUGUAACAUGAUGUUAUGUCUCCAACCAAACUUACAACAAAUUUUCUGAGCUGUUAACUACAUUUUUUUUUUUACUUGUUAAAUUAUGGUUGGUGGUUUGCAUAUUAUUAUUGGUGCAAAAUUGUUUUACACAACUUUCCGUCCAUGUAUAUAUCAAUUGUUGAUGAUGUCAAUGUAUCUGUAAUUUUAUAUUAGUUAUAUACUGCAACAUACUUGUAAAUAACUUCUCUCGUCCAACAUUUACAGAAUUAUAUUAUUUUAAAUGCU